Molecule: messenger RNA, 1913 nt
Organism: Pichia membranifaciens NRRL Y-2026
Lineage: Eukaryota; Fungi; Ascomycota; Pichiomycetes; Pichiales; Pichiaceae
Exons: 1
Coding region: 210-1757 (515 amino acids)
Biological process (GO): actin filament organization; endocytosis
Cellular component (GO): clathrin vesicle coat; endosome; plasma membrane
Molecular function (GO): clathrin binding; phospholipid binding
Source: RefSeq, a predicted model, not a curated record
AGAAGAGUUUCGUUCCGUUGUUCUACUAGAAGGGAGAAAAAGAAAGAGAAAAGAACCGCUAGGAACAGAAAAAAGGCCCGUUUAAACAACACAAAGUUAAUCGGAUUACUGAACCUAAUUUACAGUUGUCCUCAGAAAAUAUAGCUUCAUUAUUUUUUCUACUGAGCCCCCGCAUUUCAAGUGAUAAUCAGUAAAUUCUAUUUGACAAGAUGGCGACCAAAGCUGUGUUGAGGUCUAUCAAGAAUGUCACCAAUGGCUAUUCUUCGGCUCAGAUUCUGGUUCGUGAGUGCACCUCCAAUGACCAGUCAAGUCCAACUAUCACUCAGAUGUCUGCGGUAGCAGACUUGACGUACAAGAAUGGCACAUUCCAAGACGUGAUGGAUAUCAUUGACAGAAGAUUGAACGAUAAGGGCAAGAACUGGAGACAUGUUGCUAAGGCGUUGACAUUAUUGGAUUACUUGGUCAGGUACGGUUCCGACGAUGUUGUGAUCUGGGCGAAGGACAACUUGUAUAUCAUCAAGACAUUGAGGGAAUUCAACGUCAAGGACUUCAGUGGUAACGACCAGGGUUCGAUUAUUAGGGUGAAGGCUAAAGAGUUGACCGGCCUUUUGCAAGAUGACGAAAGACUAAAACAAGAGAGAGACGCUGCCGCUAAGUCCGGCUCGAGAGGAAGAAAGAAAGGCGGAAGCGUCAGAGGUGGCAGACGUACUGGAAGGUCUUCUCCGGAUGACGAGAUUUACGACGAGGACCUACAAAGAGCGUUGGAGAAAUCGAGAAUGACUGCGGAAGAAGAAGAACGAAGAAGAAGAGACCAGUCCGACGAGAGUCUUGAAAGGGCAAUCCAGCUGUCAUUAGAAGAAGAAGAAAUGAGGAAAAAGAACCAGAACUUGCUAAACUUAGACGAUGAUGCCAAUGCACCUGACGUUUAUGGUUUCUAUCAACAACAGCCGCAGCAACAGGAUCCCAACCAAGGCCAGAUUAUAGGUUACGACAUGUUUGGUAACCCUGUCUACGGGAACCAGCCAAUGGCUACAGGUUAUCUUGAAAACGCUUAUCAGGAUCUAGCAGCUCAGCAGUUGGCAGCUCAGCAGUUGGCAGCUCAACAGCAGCAAGCCCUGUAUUUACAGCAACAACAACAACUCUACCAACAGCAACUGGCGGCUGCUGCCAACCAGGAAGUUCCAAUGCAGACGGGCUCGAACAAUCCGUUUGGCCAGCAACAGCUCUUCCUGCAGCAGCAACAACAGCAGCAGCAACAACAGCAGCAACAAGAGAUGCUUCAACAGCAACAGAAGGAGGCAGAAGAGGCCAAGAGAAGAGAAGAAGAGCUGAAGAAACAACAGCUAUUAUUACAACAACAACAACAACAGCUGUUAGAACAACAACAAAGAGUUCAGCAACUCCAACAACAAGCGCAGUCUCCAAUCAAACCUACCAACACUGGAAGCCAAAAGAUAAACCAACAAUACUCCGAACUCAACCAAUUACUUGCUGAGGGUACCGGUAUCGAUACCUUUGGUAAUGUUGGAGACGCCAGAAUUCCAGCCCAGUUCACCAAAACGGGCACGUUCAUCAACUCGCAAGGUACUGGUUUCAAGCAGGUUUCUUCUCAAGGCAACCCAUUUUUGGACACGCAGUUCACCGGGGUUGGAAACGCUACACCAACAGGGAUUGUUCCUUCCGAAACAGGCUACGGUUUUGGCAACCAGCAGCACCAAAGGAACAACGGAAACCCAAACAGCUUGAUCGAUUUGUAAUGAACUAAGCACACCAUACUUGUUAAAGCGUGUCGCUAUAGCUUAACUGCCUUUCUAUGUAUUCCUUCAUAUUUUCUUUAUGUAUCUUUUUUCUUAUUUACACUUUUGAAUACUUGCAAUAAUGUGACAGUGUCCGAUAAAUUUAGACGUGCGCAG